AUUUAUGACGAUCUGUGACAAACUAAAUUUCACGAGAGUGAAGCCGCAGACAAAGUUAGUGUUGUAAUAAUACUUAUGCCAGGUGCUUGAGGUUUACUGUGAGGGUUCUAUGACUUAAGUGGGUUGAUGAAAAAAUUGCUGAAAUGAAUGACUCAGUGAUAAUAGAAAAAUCUAAACGCGGAAAUGACAUACUGAUUAAUAGUGGUUAUGAGUUUUGUUUGAACAAAAAUGUGAAUGACAAAUUUUAUUGGUGCUGCGUGCACAAGCAAAGGAAGCAGUGUUCCAGUACUAUGACAACCGAAUUUUCUGAAGGUAAUGGGCAUUCCGUAGUUAAAGAUAUGACUGAACACUCUCACUCUCCUGACGCUUCAUUAUUGUCGUCAAUAUCAUUUAAAAACAAGUUAAAACAAGACGCGGCUGCCACUUCGAUAAAACCUGUACAGAUAAUUCAGGCUAAUUUGGAAGCUGUACCAAGCACAAGUGCAUCGAGCCUGCCAAAUAAAAAUGCCAUGAGGCAAGUUAUAUAUCGCGCUAGAAAAAAAAAUAAACCUAAAGAACCGCUGACUUUAGAUGAUAUUGAUAUACCAUCUGAAUAUGUUUUCGUCGAAGGAGAACGGUUUUUGGCGCGUGACACGAAAUAUGGCGGAAAAAAUCGCAUGUUGUUAUUUUGCACUAAGCAAAAUAUAAAAAUACUUUCCGAGUCAUUAGUUUGGUUGAUGGACGGAACUUUUAAAACUUGUCCAGCCUUGUUUCGUCAGAUCUAUUCCAUUCAUGCUAUAGUUGGACAUGAUGAUAAAACCAAAAAGACAAUACCGUUGGUUUACUGUCUAUUGACCGAUAAAACAGAAGAGAGCUAUUUGGUUUUUAUAAGAGAACUUAGAUCAUUUGCUGCAGAAUAUGAAUAUGAAUUGAAUCCACGCCAUAUUGUAACUGAUUUCGAAAUUGCAAUCAUAAACAUAAUCAGGAUUGAUUUCCCUGAUGCUCAUCAUCAAGGUUGUUUAUUCCACCUUGGUCAAAAUGUGUGGAGGCAGAUACAACGAUCUGGGUUAGCUUCGCGCUAUGGCAGUGAUAGUGACUUUUCACUGAAAUUGAGACAUUUAAUUGCUCUGGCCUAUCUUCCGCCUGAUGAAAUCCCCGAAGCCUUCAAAUCACUCAAGGAAAGCGUACUACCUGAAGAAGCUCGAAGCGUCACUGAGUGGUUUGAAACUUACUAUGUUUUGGGAAAACUUGUGUCUCAACCCAGUAAUAGUACAUCAGUCUUCAUUUCAAGAUCUUCGCCAAUGUUCCCCCCGCAAUUGUGGUCUAUAAAUACGAACAAUCACCUGCGAUUGCCCAGAACCCAAAAUAAAGUUGAGGCAUGGCAUCGUAGGUGGAACAGUCUGUUAAAUAAUAACCGACAUGGCCUGUAUGAAACCAUUCGGGAAUUGAAGAAGGAACAAACCACCACCAACCAUGCAAUUGAAAAAACCUUAGCUUGCAUUCCGAAGACCCCGCCCCGAAAAAAAAUUAAAGAACGUUCGCAUGCACUUUUAAAAUUAAGCGAAAAACGGCAUACUAUGGAUUUACUUCAAUUUUUAAGAGGUGUGGCAAACCAUACUGAAUUGUAAAUAGGUAAUUUGUUUGUGCAGA
This is a messenger RNA of Ostrinia furnacalis (Asian corn borer), 1629 nucleotides long. RefSeq lists its product as uncharacterized. Lineage: Eukaryota; Metazoa; Arthropoda; Insecta; Lepidoptera; Crambidae. The transcript has a single exon. The record is from RefSeq and is a predicted model, not a curated record. Bases 144 to 1607 code for a protein of 487 amino acids.